Thlaspi arvense is the source of this 1026-nucleotide messenger RNA. The record is from the annotation of a GenBank genome assembly. Lineage: Eukaryota; Viridiplantae; Streptophyta; Magnoliopsida; Brassicales; Brassicaceae.
AUGAGUAACGACAGCUUGAUCAAACUGAAUUGCCAUUAUUCUGAACAAGUCAAAAAGGACCAAAAUGCAAUAUUACAAUACACAAAUGGAGUGGUUGAUUUGGUUGAGGUUGUUGAGCUGGUGUCGAAGUUGAUUGAGAAAAGGAUUGUCAUUGGGAAAUUGUGGUUCAAGCUACCAUAUGAAGAUGUAGAAGAUAUGAAGUCUCUAUGGGAAGAUGUUGAGCAUAAUAAGCAGAGAAUGCAAGCUUCUGAGAGUUGGUACAAGGAGCUAGAUAUAUACAUUGAAAAGGGUUGGGAUGUUCCUGAUGUUGAAGAAGAGAGUGGAAAGGAAGCUGACGAAGAGAACACUGACAAGAUAAUAGUUAUUUUUUUGAAUCAAGUAAACAACGAAGAGGCUGAAAAAGAUGCUGAAGAAGAUGAAGAAGGUGAUGUAUCAUAUGAUGGUGAUGGUGAAGAGUCUGAUGGUGGAAGUAACGGUUCAGAUGCCGGUUUUUCUGAUAGUUCAAAAUCAGAUGAUGUAGUUAUUAAAGAAGACCUAGACAUAUAUGAGAAUCUGAAUUACGAUGAACAAAUUCUAGAUGAAGAUGAAGUCUACCUUGAAACCGAUGACUCAUCUGGUGAUGAAGAAGAACAAGCAGAUAUGUUAGUGAAAAAGAAUUUAGGUGAUGGUGUCUUCAGCUUGAGACAACUAUUUAGUAGUGGGAAUGAGUUUAAGCAGAAUGUGAUUAGAUACAUUUUAAAGACUAGGCGUAAUGUGAGAAUCCAGUUGGAAAAUAGAUCGUUAAAGAAUAUGAAGAUGAGUAUCAAUGUCUUCCGUUGGAAGAGAUAUAAUCUGAUUAUCUCACCUCCAAAGUCACAAGUUGCAAGAAGAAUGGUUUUACACAAACUGCAAGCUGAGACCAGUGACCAAUUUGCACGGUUGAGAGAUUAUGCAAAACAUCGAGCUUGUGCUAGUUACAUCUACGCCAACGUCACGAAAAAUCACAAAUCUGAUUCAUUGAAGCCAUUGUUUUGGAGAGUUGCAAGC